AUGACAGCAGACACCCAAAUCGACCUAACUCGUGACCGACCCUCCUGGUUCCCUCACGGAAAAUCACUUCAACUACCUCUCACACUCCUAGAAACCCGUCACCGAAUCGUCCACCGACAUCUCCCUUCCCUCGCCGAGCUAAAGCGUGCAGCCACCGAGUCCCUCUCCUGGCUCUGGGAAUGGUACUGGCUCCAACUCGACCAUGCAUUCAAGACCGGUAUCACCCCAACUGCAGGAACAGAAGAAGAGGAAGAACUAGGCGUCCAAAGCCGUGAAGCCGUGCGAGAAAAACUCCAAAAUAUACUAAAAACCUACGUCAAAGAACGCAAGUCCGAGAUCAAAAACAGGAAGAAAGAUGAUAGCAGAGCUGCUGAAACAGCAUUGUCGACGUAUACCCUGCGUUACGCACCCACUGCUACCACCACGCCUUCGACUCAAACCCAGCGCGUACUUCUACACCUGUUGGUCGACGAGAAAAUGAUUCUGCCCACAGACAAGAAACCAGGCAGUACCAUGUCCGGCGCCUUCAUCAUCUGGACACCCCUCUUACGUGCGUUCUGCCUCGACGGCGGCGUGCUGCACAUCAAGACUCUGGUCGAGCAUCUCAUGCGUGCUAUGAACGCUUCUUCCCCCGCUGCGCGCGCAAUGAUGAAUCCGGAGAUGGAUCCUGUGAGGGAGGGGCUGCAGGACUGGAUUGUCCAUGUCCUUACGUCGGAGGAAUGGGCGGGUGUACGUGGAGGUGGGGCGGCGGAGAGAAAGGUUGUGGAAGAGGUGCUUGGGGUGUGUUUCUCCGAACCGUCGUUUUGGAAUUUGAGGGUUGCGGAGAAGGUGCUGGAUGCUGCAAGGGACGUUGUAGAUGAGAAGUUGUGGCGUGCGGUGCUGGAGGCUGCGAGGGCGGAGGGAGCGGGAGGUGAGGAGAUGGAGGUUGAUGUUGAAGAGAUUGAGAAAGCUUUGCCGGUUAGAAAGAAUGAUGGAAAGGAGGAUGUGGUCAAGGAGAAGAUCAAGGGGCCGACUAAGGUGUUGGGGAUGUGGAAACCGAGACCGAUUGGAUGGUUGCCUGAGGGGUGGGAGGAUGAUGAAUAA
Alternaria ventricosa is the source of this 1083-nucleotide messenger RNA. RefSeq lists its product as uncharacterized. Gene Ontology annotation, cellular component: Las1 complex; preribosome, large subunit precursor. The transcript has 2 exons. The record is from RefSeq and is a predicted model, not a curated record. NCBI's taxonomy places the organism in Eukaryota, Fungi, Ascomycota, Dothideomycetes, Pleosporales, Pleosporaceae. Gene Ontology annotation, biological process: maturation of 5.8S rRNA; maturation of LSU-rRNA. The coding region runs from base 1 to 1083 and encodes 360 amino acids. Gene Ontology annotation, molecular function: endonuclease activity.